AUGAGACCGUCCAGGAAAAGCAUUGAAGUUAAUAGCCUCAAAGAAAAUGGACGAAAUCUGUUGUAUGCUAUAGACUCUCACUCUACGGUGUUUCUGAAGCAGUUCAGUUGUUCGCCAGAACUGAUAGAUACUCUUGCGCACUCUGCCGCUCAUGCACGAAUUGUGUUGGUUGAUACUUCACGAGAUAGAAUAAAUCUCAUUUGCCAACGAUUAGAGGAAACUCACUGGAAACUCAUUUCUGGUUCCCGGUGGGGGAGCUUGAUGGUCUCCAAACUCGGUGUUCAGCUGAAACUGAUAGAUUCAGACGCUUUGUGUCUGCAAAUAUCAAAAGGAGAGAUAUGGAAAGAUGGUCUCUAUGUGGUUUGCAACUCCCAAGCUGGUUCUCUUUCAAUGGACGUUUUGGUUACUAUGCUCGCUGCCAAACAGCGUGAAUGUGGGUUGAAGGUACUGCUUCCAGAGUCUGUCCACUGCGAUGUAACGCUUGCCCACGACGUAUUCAAGGAUGAUUUUAUACAUCUUACUAUAGAAGGGCUGAACACUGCUUUUGUUCAAAAAUAUUUUCUUUCGAAAGCAAGCUCGAGUCUUUACAGAGAUGAAGUUGUGUCAUGUAUUCGUCAUCAGAGAGCUUAUGAAACAUCCCGCAAAGCACUAAUAUUUGUCCCAACACUCACUGAGAUUGACUUCAUGAUAGAAGAGAUUUCCAAAGGAGAGGUGAGGCCUCCAUCAGUCUAUGUCAUCGAAUCCGAACAGGAUGCCGGUAAACUUGGGCAAGUGCUCGAUCAAGUCCAGGAGGAGAAAAACUUCUACAUCCUAUUUGUUCUCGAUAAGCACGAAGUUAUUCAAACCAUGAUAUUAAAUUUGCGUCUUUCAGGACUUGCUUUUGAACUGUUCGAUUUUGCAAUUGACUGUGGUGUGCACUCUAUUGAUACAUACAGCAUCGAGACUCAGCGAGAGAAGACUGUGACUGUUUCAUCAUCGAGAACUUCAAUUUUCCAUAAAGUUCUUUUUUUUUCGGAAAUUCAGGCCAGGUCAAAUUAUUUUCUUUUGCUGACAGAGGAAUCUUUCAAGAAUGACCUGAAUCCUUUACUUCCUGAAAGACACCACAAAUGCCUGCACACGUCUUUGCUCUUGCUACAGAAAUUUUACGGUAGAGAUGAGGCUUUUUAUGCAUCAGCAUUUGUUAAGACAGCUUCAACAGCUAGGGUGGCAGGUAGUUUGGCAUAUUUGAAGAGUUCACGCACAUGCAGCGCCAGCAGUGUACUAUGGACAGGUUUCCCGUGUAUCCCUAUUGCCGAUGAAAACUGGUUGUAUAUGGUGGAAUCUCUGGAUUUUGCACUGCAGGAGUUUUCUCACGCUAUUUUUGUGUGCCUCGCCAAGAUUGCGAGUUUGAUAUACGCGUUUGAUCAGCACCCCGUAUCCAGUGAGUACGGUAUAUUGUGUCAGCGAUUGAACGACAGGGAUAUGGGCAAUCUCAGGGCAAAAGAAAGUGACUUUCUGACGAUUCUUAACUUGUGGAUGGAAUGGAAUAACAAAAGUUUCCGACGUGGUAACUUCAAUAGAGGCUCGGUGGUGAAAAAUGGCAUGGAGAUAUCAGAAACGUACUUCAAAAACAUUGUUCGGACCUAUCCGUCGCACACGGACUCCAACACACCAGACGAAUUGUCGAAUGAUGUCUUCAAAUGCCUGACCUUUGGAUUUUUUGCCAACCGUGCUGUCAUUACUUCUACGCUCCCUUUAUAUGAUGAGUGGAUCAUCAAGUUUAAGCCGAGCGAUGCUGAUGGCACCGAAGCUUACUUGCCUAUUGCGAUUAGGGAGCCGAAAAAAGAUGCCAUGCUUCUGAAAGAAGGAAAUAUUUGCAUCUUUUUCAGGCUUGAUUCUAACCAAGAAACUCUUUUCCUGGGAAUCAAUCAGCUAGGAGACGAUCUAAUCACCAGUGCAAAAGCCGCACGCUUUUCAUUUCUGAGGGAUGAGGUAGUGCUUGGCCGAAUGUGA
This is a messenger RNA of Kuraishia capsulata CBS 1993, 1992 nucleotides long. RefSeq lists its product as uncharacterized. Lineage: Eukaryota; Fungi; Ascomycota; Pichiomycetes; Pichiales; Pichiaceae. The coding region runs from base 1 to 1992 and encodes 663 amino acids. The transcript has 2 exons. The record is from RefSeq and is a predicted model, not a curated record.